AUGGUACAGUCCUGUUCAGGCAGACCUGAUAGAAGAGACUCGAAAGUUUGUUCAACAAGGGAAAUGAAGGGACUCUCACCGCUGCACUUGAUCUUGACAAGCCUUCUAGUCUACGCAAUUAGCGCAAAUGUUGUCGAAUCUGAUUUUGUUUGUGAGCGGGACAUUGUCCCCAAAGAUAGGAUCAACACGGCAAUUUUUCACGCUUGUUCGUCUUUCAGUGACUUAACAAACAGGAAUAAAUUUCCUGCUGAAUUCGAUCCUUCCACCACACACUUUAUAGAAGAUGCUAUUCUAUUUUCCUGGCCUGUCACAAUUGAUGGGGAUCAUUAUAUCAAAGGUCAUGCUGGAAAGUUUCGUUUGCUCAUAGACUCAAGCUGUAAAUUUUACGGAAUGGUAAAGACAAUCAAAGAUGAACCUGUUUUACGCUGCUAUCAACCGGUAAAGUCUGAAAACUUAUACGAAUUAUCAUCCAGCUCUGGUCCUAGAAAGCAAUCCAUCCUCCGGGCCUACAGAUGUGAGAAUGAAAUAUUUGAUAUGCCGUACAUCAAAAUUACGGUCAAGGCAGCUACAAAACCCCAACAGGCGCAGAAACAUGGCCAAACCAACUUUCGCUUACAGAGAUAUACAGCUAUUGAUGAAUUAUUUCAAACGACCGUUUAUGUUGUGCCCAACGAGGUAGCAAGUAAGGAAUAUCAUAAAAUAGAAGAUUUUCUUAGACCCUACUUUAUCGUUAUAGAUUCCCAAUUUAAAAUGUUAGACAUGGUAUUUAAGAAGAACAAUAUCUGGGCAAGAUGUGAUAAACUUUUAGAAAAUGAACCAGAACCACGUCACUCCUUUGAUAUAACAACGAAUUCCAUCGGAGAAAUUAAUUUCCUUGGUGUAACUAGUUACAUGUGCGGCUCAUACAAGUUCACGCAAAAAUCAGUCAAUAGCCACAUGCAGUUAGGUUGCAAUGUAGUGCAGCAACUCGAUAAAUCUUCAAUUACCCUGAACGGUUACCAAAAUGAUGGGGAUUUAACUUCUACUGUAGGAACAUUUACAACUGUAAAGCAGUCCCUAAAAUUACCAGAAGCUGUAUUUCCAAGCAUUGGGAGAGGAGGAAUGACACCGAAUAAAUCUAUGAUUUUUUUUGAUAAAAACUGUAAUUUCCUCGGAGCUUUUUGGUUCCACCAAAAAAAAAUUCAUAAAUGCAUUGAAUUAUCACCUUAA
Messenger RNA from Blumeria graminis f. sp. triticale, 1209 nucleotides. The record is from the annotation of a GenBank genome assembly. NCBI's taxonomy places the organism in Eukaryota, Fungi, Ascomycota, Leotiomycetes, Helotiales, Erysiphaceae.